AUGACCCCCUCCCACACCAGCCUCUUAGAGGCUGCACCUGGGGCUACACCAAAUGAUCCGGGGUCGGACCGAGGUGUAGGAGUAAGGGGAAGCAGGUGUAGACCACCGGUUUUCCACUACGUUCAUGGGGCAAACAGAGGAGACAUGGGUGUCCCCGGAUGCCCUUCUGUCAAGAGUCGCCUGGGACUCGGGGCUGCGGGUAGGGGAGCGCGGGGGAAGGGAGACUCAGAGGCCCGCGCCCCGCGCGCGCGCUCGAGAGGGGGAAGGUACGGAGGGGGACUGAAGGGUAGGGGAUCCGAGGGAGAGGGCCGGAGAGAGGCGGGGCCACGAGCGUCCCCAGCGUCCUCGCUUCCCACCUGUCACGACGGUGGCGACGUAGGCCCGUCCGGUCAGCGGGUCCUGGAGCUCCGGCCACUUCCCGCAGCCUCUUCCUGUACAGCCAGCCGAGGGCGGGCCCCUCCCGCCUCGGGGACUAAUGGCGCCGCUCACGUUAACCCGCCCUCAGGUGCCGGUUCUCGCGGCGAGAUGCGUCACGCGGGCAGGACAGUCUUGUACUUGAAUACUCAAAUGGACCUGCGAUCUCAUCAAUUUGGAAGGUCCCAUCAAAGAUGCAUCCACAACUGCCCAUCCCAUAUGUGGUCAAAGCAGUAUCCUAACUCAUUGCCCCCAUGUCAAAACAGCCACAAGAAGCUCCAGGUACAUUCUGAUGUUUGGCUUAAGGACCACGAAGGCACCCCAAAGCCUGGGGAACUUUCUUCAACUUUGUAAAUGUAUUUGUUUAAUAUCCUCCUGCUAUGGCUAAGUAAAUUUCCUUUUGUUACAAUAAGUGUCUCAUUUCAUUCCAAUGUUAAACAUAAACUAGCAGGGGACUGGCUCGAGUCAGGUCCAGCCCAGAUAUUGUAUGAUUCUCACUCAUGUCCUCCCAAAAGUUGACUAAAGGGGGUCCUACUCAGACAUGCUGGAUGCCUUCCUCAGUUUCUUCUGACAUUGAGACUGUACCAGUGGAACACUAUGGCUAUCUACUUCUGUUUCCUUGCUGUUGCUGAGUGACUGGCUCAUAUUCUCUUUCCAUAAUACAGGUCUUCAAUAAUACCCUUUAACCUGUUCUUUGGAGUUCCUCAAUGAUAAUAGGUUGCAACCUGCUCACAUCCACCAUAUGCCUUUUAAUUGCCCUCUAUGUAAUGUUAAUCUUAAAUUCUUCAAAGGCAGUGUGUUACUCCAGAUCUCACUGCCCUACAGCUACAGAAACGAAAAUUCAUAUUGAAAAGAUGGACCUUUGUUAUUAUGGGAAAUUUGGGGUCUAUAAAAGUUCUUUGCAAUUUACCAAAAGCAGUUAAGUCUUAUUCUACUCCUCUUUUUCAACUCUAGACCCCCUCACUGUUCAUCUAGAUCAUCUGCCCCAGAUAUACAUACUCUUAGACACACUCCAUAGGGUUUCCACUCAGAGGCAUGUUAAAAUCUAGGUAAUAAACAUUUUUAAUCCACUUGAUCAUUCCUGAAUGGAUGUAUAGGCUAAAUUCCUUUGAGUGAUGACAGAGCUUUUUAUUCAUGGGGAAUUCCUUCCUUAGCUUGUACGUACACUCUGCUAUAUAUCCUCCGUCACAGUGGAGAAUACUUUUGGUAAGCUUAUCUCUCUCUCUCUUUUAUGUUUCACCUGAUAUUUAUUAUCAACAGGUCAUUGAAAGUGUUAUUUUUGUUGUUAUGUCUUCCAAGGAAUCUUUUUAAUUUGGUAUACAGGUGGAAGAAACCUUGUUGUCUAUAAGAUGGCCUUUGGUUCAAUUGAAGCAUUUUAAAAAUAAUCAACAAACAGUAAAUAUAGGGGGAUCUAAGUGAACCCAGGUCACCUUGAUAAUAUGAUGAGGCAUCAGAGUAGAAUUUUUGUGGAGCACUUUUCAUAACACUGUCA
Molecule: messenger RNA, 1906 nt
Organism: Phascolarctos cinereus (koala)
Lineage: Eukaryota; Metazoa; Chordata; Mammalia; Diprotodontia; Phascolarctidae
Source: RefSeq, a predicted model, not a curated record